Acanthamoeba castellanii str. Neff is the source of this 405-nucleotide messenger RNA. Its product is annotated as phosphoglucomutase 2, putative. The annotation marks the transcript as partial. Gene Ontology annotation, biological process: carbohydrate metabolic process; purine ribonucleoside salvage. Gene Ontology annotation, molecular function: phosphopentomutase activity; magnesium ion binding. The record is from RefSeq and is a predicted model, not a curated record. Lineage: Eukaryota; Discosea; Longamoebia; Acanthamoebidae. The transcript is spliced from 3 exons.
AUGGACGAGCUCACCGUCACCCAGGCCUCCCAGGGCCUUGCCGUCUACCUCCUCAACGGCUCUGCUGACUCUGCGGAGCGGGGCGUGGUAGUCGGUCACGACCACCGCCACCACUCCCUCCGCUUUGCCCAGCUCACCGCUGCCGCACUCCUCUCCAAAGGGUUCAAGGUGUACUUGUUUGAAAAGCUGGCCGCCACUCCGCUGGUGCCCUACGCCGUGCUUUUGAAGAAGGCCGCAGCGGGUGUGAUGAUCACCGCGUCACACAACCCCAAGGACGACAACGGCUACAAGGUGUACUGGGAUAACGGCUGUCAGAUCGUUGCCCCGCAUGACAAGGGCAUCGCCAAGUGCAUCGAGGAGAACCUCCAGCCUUGGGACGUCGACGUCGACGCGCUGUUGAAGCAG